UUCUACUUAUUUAUAAUUGUAUACAAGUAAAAAUUCCAACAAUAUGAAAUUUACUUUCAGUAAUGGUUGAAUGUUUGAAUGUUGUAGCGGCGACGUCAACAAUGCAAGAAUCCAACGGGAGCCAAAACAAGAUAGUCGGUGGCACAGAUGCUCAUCCUGGUCAAUUCCCCUUCCAGUUGGGUUUUUAUGACGGACAUACCAUACCGACUGAAUUUGUUUGCGGAGCUAUCCUCUACCAUAAUGAUACCAUGAUAACCUCUGGAGGUUGUGUCCGAUACUUCAACCACGACAAUCCUGAUUCUCUCGUGGUUGUUGCUGGGGAUUUGAAUUUGUACCUCGAUGAAGAGACUGAGCAGAGGAGAACAGUCAUCCGGAUCAUCUCGCAUGAGGGAUAUAACCCUGAAACUCAUGAAAAUGAUAUUGCAUUAUUGAAAAUUGAUCGUCCUUUCGAUUUAAACGAGUAUGUGUCCGGUGUGACCCUCCCUGAUAAGUUGCAGAGCUUCUCUGGAAACGCUUUCGUGUCCGGAUGGGGAACCUUGAGCUCAGGAGGCUAUCGUCCACUCGUCUUGCAGUACGUAAACGUGCCCAUCGUCAGCGAUGAAGCUUGUAGAAGCGGCUAUGGAGAUUUAGCUUGGAAAAUUAAAGACUACAUGAUCUGCGCUGGUGAAGAAGGCAAAGGCCCUUGUUCGGGAGACGGUGGUGGUCCAAUGAUAUGCGGGGAUUAUCUCUGUGGAAUUACUAAUUGGGGAUAUGGAUGCGGAUUGGCUGGCUACCCGGGAGUUUUCACAGAAGUAUCAUACUUUGUCGACUGGAUUCAAGCCAAUGAAUAAGCCGUUAAUCGAACGUAAAUCAAAAUAAGUCAUGUCCAAAUUCAGCGAAGCAUCCAAAAUUUUUCCUACCAGAUUUUCGCACAAUAAAACUAGCCAAAAUUCUGAAACGUACGUAGAAUAGAACGAGCUUCAGUUCUGAAUCUGAAGUAUGAAAUAAUAUACACCAUGAAACUCAAUCAAAUAUCCCGAUUCUGUUAAAAUAAAAUGCAUAACUCGUUAGCCAAUUCAAAUUAGAAUCACUGAAGAUAAAUCCUAAAUUGAUUUACAUUAGUGACACAUAUCAACCAAAUCAUUUUACAUUACAAAGAAAACAUGCAAGUAAAUAGCUAUGGAAGAUUAUGCACAAUUAUAUAUUGAUGGUGAAUAAAUUUUGUUUUGUAUCUCUUUUUCCUGACCUUUAAAAUUAAGACUUUUGUAGUAACUGUGAAUAUGCUUUUCAAAACAUUCUCCAUUCAACCACUUCAUGUUGCUCCUAUUAUAUUUGAUACAGACUUGUA
This is a messenger RNA of Hyalella azteca, 1327 nucleotides long. Its product is annotated as trypsin-1. Gene Ontology annotation, biological process: proteolysis. The record is from RefSeq and is a predicted model, not a curated record. NCBI's taxonomy places the organism in Eukaryota, Metazoa, Arthropoda, Malacostraca, Amphipoda, Hyalellidae. The transcript is spliced from 2 exons. Bases 63 to 830 code for a protein of 255 amino acids. Gene Ontology annotation, molecular function: serine-type endopeptidase activity.